This is a messenger RNA of Solea senegalensis (Senegalese sole), 3424 nucleotides long. RefSeq names its product NLR family member X1 (gene nlrx1). Gene Ontology annotation, molecular function: protein binding. Gene Ontology annotation, cellular component: mitochondrion. The record is from RefSeq and is a predicted model, not a curated record. The coding region runs from base 213 to 3104 and encodes 963 amino acids. The transcript is spliced from 12 exons. Lineage: Eukaryota; Metazoa; Chordata; Actinopteri; Pleuronectiformes; Soleidae. Gene Ontology annotation, biological process: negative regulation of canonical NF-kappaB signal transduction.
GGCGGAGUUUCCCGCCUGUGUAGCGGAACGCGGAGUGAGCUCAGCUCAGCUGUGAGAGCAGCAGACAUGUCAGUAACAGUCAGUGGAAACAUUAACACGAAGACAGCAACAGCAGCACCAGCUCACAGUGAAUGGGAGGAAGUCUGUGGUUUACCUGUUUGACUCAGGGAACCAGCACGAUCACUCCCUAGCUGACAGAGCAGAACACCAGGAUGAGUUUACUUCACAGACAGCUGAGUCAGGUGCUCACAGUAUGGAGCUGGAAGAGGAGGCUGGACGUUCCUCUCUACCCAGCCGUCGGCCUUCACUUCAGGACCUUCUGCACUGCCGUGUCAGAAGCAGACCCCAUCCAGAUCCACAAAAAUAAGCUUUUCCUCUGGUUCAGCCACCUUCCUCAGGAGGAGAAACAGUUUGGUGGCUACUUCAGCCCAGAGACCAUGCACGUGGAUCCACUCAUCCUGGAGAGGAAGGCCGAGGAGAGGGCAGCGCUACUCAGCUCGCCUCCGCAAACCCGGCCACUCGCCAGCGACUCUGUGACUGUGGAAAAGCUGUUUGAGCACACUGAUGGCUGGAGUGGUGGCCGCGGGGUCAACGUGUUGCUGUACGGGGCCGUGGGAACAGGUAAAUCUACGGUGAUCCGAAAGCUGGUGCUGGACUGGUGCAACGGAGCGACCCUGACACAGUUCAAACUUCUGGUGCCGUUUUCUUGUGAGGACCUCAGUCAGCUGUCAAAGGUUGCUUCCUUGAGGGAUCUGGUUGGUAGGAAGUAUCUCCACCUGAGAAAACACCCUCUGUUAAGUGGAGAAGGGGACCAGGCCAAGGACGUGCUCUUCCUCUUCAAUGGGAUGGAGAAGAUGAAACUGGACUUCCGGAUUGGCUCCUCUGAGCUCUGCAGUGACCCUAUUGAGGGGCUGCCUCCAAAUGUAGUGGUGGUGAACCUGCUGAGAAAAUACCUGCUGCCUGAGGCCAGCAUCUUGGUCACCACCAGGCUGUCUGCCCUGGACCGUGUCCCUCAGAAGUAUGUGAGUCGCUAUGCACAGAUUUGUGGCUUCAGUGACCCAGACCGUCAGCGGGCGUACUUCACCAGCCGCCUGCUACAGCAGAGUGGAGAGAGUGCACACAACUAUGGCGCUCAGGAACUUAUAGAGCUGCUUUACCUCAACCUUCAGAGAGAAAGCCAACUGGCCGCAGCCUGCUUCCUGCCCUCUUACUGCUGGCUCACAUGUGCCACCUUACACUUCCUUCAUUUUACAGAUGCCAAGGCACCCAUCCGCACGCUCACUGGCAUAUAUACCAGUUUCCUCAGACUGAACUUUGGGGGUGAGGUGUUGGGCUCAGGAACGGCGACAAAUGUGCCCCUUCAGGAGCAAAACAGUUCUUUGAUGUUGUAUGUAGUCCGAACAGUCGGCAAACUGGCAUUUGACGGUGUGACGUUCAAGCGUACGUCGUUCUCAGAAGACGAACUGGAACAGUGGAUUGGAGGGAAGACCAAGACGGACGAGGAGCUCCGUCAGUUGGCCAUGUUCCGGACUGAUGUGCUGGACUUCUUCUUGGCUCCUUGUGUAGAGCGUAGUAAGGAUUUGCCCGACUCUCUCAUCGAGAAUGAUCAGUGUCGGUACGUAUUUGCAGUUCCGGCCAUGCAAGAGUACCUUGCAGCUCUCUACGUGGUUUUGGGAGAGAACAAAUCAGCUCUGGAAAAGAUGACCAAGCAGGUGUCAGUUGCAAUUGGUCAGGCAGGUGAGGAUGUCAGUGCCCUAUUCAACAUCCUGUCAAAAUUCAUCCCCCUCCGAAUAUUUGCUGUGUUCAAUCUCCUCAAGCUUUUUCCAAAGCUCUAUGAGAAAAUCAGCAGCCGCAAUCGAGGCAGCAUCGCCAAAACGAUGGCAUCUGAGAUGUUUCGCACUGAGGACAGCUACAACGAAGAUGUCCUGGAUCAGGUGGAGCAGAGCCUUCUGGGAGUCCACGGCCCUCAGCCAAAGCAGUUUUGUGAAAAACAGCCUUUUGAGCUAUACCCCAUCUUCAUGGGUGGACUUUUGCACUAUGGUAACCGCACCCUUCUCCAGCAACUUGGCUGCAACAUCCAGAGCACCACAGUGGUCCAGAUCACUAAAGCCCUGAGGAAGUACCUUGUCAGGGAGCUCAGCAAGCCACAGCCACCAGAGGAGUUGAUGGAUCUGCUGGUCCUUCUGUAUGAGUUCCAGAACCCCAGACUGACAGCGGAGGUUUUGGCCUCAAUCAGAAGCAUCCGCCUCACCAACAUUCGCAUGACGUCACUCAAAUGCUUCAUACUGAGCUCUGUGCUCUCAUGCACCCCAGCAAGUUAUCGCCUCCAAGAGAUGGACCUGUCCUCUUGUCUGCUGACUCAUGAGAUUCUGACGAUCCUGUGCCCUGCCUUCAGACACACACGUAACCUCAGUCUGCAGUUUAACAGCCUGGGUCCUGAGUCCUGCAUCGCCCUGAGAGAUUUGCUUCUAGACCCCAAGAGUUCUAUUGAAUCCCUACAACUCUGUGAUAACCCUCUACUGGAUUCAGGAGUCAGUACCCUGCUGGAGGCCCUGCCAGGGAACCAGUCCCUGACACAUUUGUCCCUUAUGCACACUGGACUGGGGGACAAGGCAGCACUGGAGCUGGCUGAGAGAAUCCAGCAGCACACUGGACUCCAGGAGCUCAAUGUGGCCUAUAACAACAUCGGAGACAAUGCUGCUCUGGCUCUGGUGGACGCCUGCAGGGAGCACCCCAGCAUUCACACUGUGCACUUGUACCUGAACUCCCUCAGUGACGUGGGGAAACAGUCGCUGUAUGUGCGAGGUGUUCCCCAGAGCAACGGCCGGAAGGUCAAGGUCCUUGCUUCAGUUACCGAAGGCUCCGACAUUUCCGAGGACUGGCACCCCAUCCUCGGUGUGAUCAGAGAGAACGCCAAAUCCUGGGACCGCCAACGUGUCAAGCAGCAGCUUCAGGUGUUCCUCAGGGAUCUGGAGUGGGGCCGUCAGCAGCAGCAGAGUCUCUGGAAGAGGCUGCACUUCCGCAGAGUGGAGAAGGGAGUCAGAAAGACUUUGCGGAUGCUGGAGAGGGACAUUAAACCGCCAUCCUCAGGGUACAACAGGUAGAAUAAUGAAUAAAUAUAAUACAGGUGAAAGAACAAUCUCCAGCCAAGCAAUACAGAUUCAGUAUUAAGUGCAUAGUAUUAGGAGAUGACUACAUUCUGUAAUAUUUGGAAAGUAUUUUUUUUUUCUUUGUGCGUUCUCACACACAGUCUUCCAGCAGCCGAUGAAUUAUACAAUGCAAAAAAAGACAUGCUGUAAAUGUUAUAAUCAUGAAAUAAUGAUGAUGCUUUGUUUUGAUUGUUGUUUUGCCUGUUGACUGUCUACAUUAACAUCCUCUCACAAGUGUGGCAAUAAAAUAAAAUGGAGGGAGUUUCCGAUUGAAA